Messenger RNA from Mandrillus leucophaeus (drill), 1011 nucleotides. RefSeq names its product phosphatidylglycerophosphate synthase 1 (gene PGS1). Gene Ontology annotation, molecular function: CDP-diacylglycerol-glycerol-3-phosphate 3-phosphatidyltransferase activity. The coding region runs from base 49 to 1011 and encodes 320 amino acids. Gene Ontology annotation, cellular component: mitochondrion. The record is from RefSeq and is a predicted model, not a curated record. The transcript has 7 exons. Gene Ontology annotation, biological process: cardiolipin biosynthetic process. Lineage: Eukaryota; Metazoa; Chordata; Mammalia; Primates; Cercopithecidae.
AAUAAAGUUCGUGCGCGCCGGGAGCGGAAGCGGAAGCGGUGAAUCUCCAUGGCGGUGGCGGCGGCAGCGGCGGCGGGACCCGUGUUCUGGAGGCGACUACUGGGCCUCCUGCCUGGCCGCCCAGGGCUGGCCGCGCUCCUGGGACGCCUGUCCGACCGCCUCGGCAGGAACCGGGACCGCCAGCGCAGGAGGUCACCAUGGCUGUUACUGGCUCCCCUGCUGUCCCCCACUGUUCCCCAGGUCACCUCCCCACCUUGCUGCCUGUGUCCGGAAGGCGUGCACCGGUUCCAGUGGAUCAGAAACCUGGUUCCAGAAUUUGGAGUCUCCAGUUCUCACGUCAGGGUGCUUUCUUCCCCAGCAGAGUUUUUUGAGCUCUUGAAGGGGCAGAUAAGAGUGGCCAAGAGGCGGGUCGUGAUGGCAUCUCUCUACCUGGGGACAGGUCCUUUGGAACAGGAACUGGUGGACUGCCUGGAAAGUACUCUAGAAAAGUCACUCCAAGCAAAGUUUCCUUCAGAUCUCAAGGUCUCCAUUCUCUUGGACUUCACGCGGGGCUCACGAGGCCGGAAGAACUCCCGCACGAUGCUGCUCCCACUUCUGCAGAGGUUCCCAGAGCAGGUCCGAAUCUCCCUCUUUCACACGCCGCACCUCCGCGGCCUGCUCCGGCUCCUCAUCCCUGAGCGCUUCAACGAGACCAUUGGCCUGCAGCACAUUAAGGUGUAUCUCUUCGACAACAGCGUCAUCUUGAGCGGUGCAAACCUGAGUGACUCCUACUUCACCAACCGCCAGGACCGCUACGUGUUCCUGCAGGACUGCGUGGAGAUUGCCGACUUCUUCACGGAGCUGGUGGACGCGGUGGGGGAUGUGUCCCUGCAGCUGCAGGGGGACGACACGGUGCAGGUGGUGGAUGGGAUGGUGCAUCCUUACAAAGGAAGCAACCAGGCCAGCGGCUGUUCGCCUAGGGCCCAUUUCCCCAAGCUUGUCACUUGUGCCUGUGACUUCCAGCUCCCUUGA